GGCUUGCGGGUCAGUUCCGCGCAGCGCGGCCGGGGAGCCAUGGCCGCCCCAAGAGAAAAUGUCAAUUUAUUAUUCAAGUUAUACUGCUUGGCAGUGAUGACCCUGGUGGCCGCAGCUUACACCGUAGCUUUAAGAUACACAAGGACGUCAGAUAAAGAGCUCUACUUUUCAACCACAGCCGUGUGUAUCACAGAAGUGAUAAAGUUAUUGCUAAGUGUGGGCAUUUUAGCUAAGGAAACUGGUAAUCUGGGUAGACUCAGGGCGUCUUUAAGAGAGAAUGUCCUGGGGAGCCCCAAGGAGCUGAUGAAGCUGAGUGUGCCUUCCCUGGUGUACGCCGUCCAGAACAACAUGGCUUUCCUCGCUCUUAGCAACCUGGAUGCGGCGGUGUACCAGGUGACGUACCAGCUGAAGAUCCCUUGCACUGCUCUGUGCACUGUCUUAAUGUUGAACCGGACGCUCAGCAAGCUGCAGUGGAUUUCAGUGUUUAUGCUGUGCGGGGGAGUCACACUCGUGCAGUGGAAGCCAGCCCAGGCCACCAAAGUCGUGGUGAGAAACAACACGCCUAACGUAACUGAGCUAGGAAACUUAAGGUCUUACGCCCUUGAGUCAGUCACGCUGAUACAUUCUGGCUUGAGGGGUCUCGUAAGAGGUUGUAGCCAAGAUACCAGCCAGGCCCGCAGGCAGCUGCAGACCCGCCAAGGCUGGGAGGGGCCGUUUCUCCGGUGGCUCAUUCGUAUGCCCGGCUGGUUGAUAGCGGCUUUUCAUAUUUGCGUACUUAAUUUUCUUUCAGGAGUAUAUUUUGAAAAAGUUUUAAAGAGUUCAGACACUUCCCUUUGGGUGAGAAACAUUCAGAUGUAUCUAUCGGGGAUUGUUGUGACAUUAGUUGGCGUCUACUUGUCAGACGGAGCUGAAAUUAAAGAAAAAGGAUUUUUCUUUGGUUACACAUAUUAUGUCUGGUUUGUCAUCUUGCUUGCCAGCGUUGGAGGCCUCUACACGUCUGUUGUGGUCAAAUACACAGACAACAUCAUGAAAGGCUUCUCUGCGGCAGCUGCCAUCGUCCUUUCUACCGUUGCUUCAGUGAUGCUCUUCGGAUUACAGAUAACACUCACCUUUGCUCUGGGUACUCUGCUUGUCUGUGUUUCUAUAUAUCUCUAUGGAUUACCCAGACAAGACACUACAUCCAUCCAACAAGGAGAAAUGGAUUCAAAAGAGAGAGUCAUCGGUGUGUGAUGUUAGCCUCAAAAGAGAUUCCUACUAAGACUAAACCAUUUAUAUUAAACUAGAGCCUUAAGUCAAUUUCAGAAGGUAGAUUUAAAAAAGAAAAACUGGUCUAAGAAUUAAGAAGAAAGCUAUAUGAAUGAGUUUUAAUGUGACCUGUUUGGAAUCAACUUGUUUUAAGAAUGAAGGAUUUUUAUUAUUGUAUAUAUAACAGUGUACAUACAAUAGUAUGGAGAUGAUGUGGUGUUUAAAAAAAAAAAAUCAUGCGAGGCUGCAACAUUUGAUUAGUGAGGUUUGGGGUUAUGUCAAAGGUUAAAGUGCCAAAGCCGUUUCUGUACUAACUGUUCUCUCGUUCAGGCACCAGGGGAGAAGGGCUGACCCCGCCUUACUCUCCAAGGCAUUACAGUGUUUAGUCCCCGCAGCAGUGAAGACCUAGCUCUUCUCUUACAGAAGGGAGGCAAAAACAAGACGGGCUAGUUCAGAAACAGACUGACUGUGUAACUUCUCAAACUGCAUCUAUCUAGAAGCUCAGACAGUGAUGUGUGGGUGGUGACUGAAUGCCCCUUUAAGUGCUGGCUUUGUGCCAUUCAUUGUCUGGACUCGUAUUUCUUUGCUGUUAGAGGAUAUACUUUUCUUCAAAAAAUAUUUCUAAUGUCACUUUUGUACUUUUUUAAAUAAAGUAUGUAACUGUUGGGCUCUCAAUAAUUUGUGAAAUUUCAGUGUUUUUUAAAAAAAUUUCUAUGAUACGGGGAAAUUCAGCAAUAAACUUAAUUUAUUAUAUGAAA
Molecule: messenger RNA, 2003 nt
Organism: Odocoileus virginianus texanus
Lineage: Eukaryota; Metazoa; Chordata; Mammalia; Artiodactyla; Cervidae
Source: RefSeq, a predicted model, not a curated record